CCUGCUGCUACCGCCACGAUGUUGAUGCCUAAGAAGAACCGCAUUGCCAUUUACAAGCUCCUUUUUAAGGAGGGAGUGAUGGUAGCCAAGAAGGAUGUUCACAUGCCAAAGCACCCAGAGCUGGCAGACAAGAAUGUGCCCAACCUUCACGUCAUGAAAGCAAUGCAGUCGCUGAAAUCUCGUGGCUAUGUCAAGGAGCAGUUUGCAUGGAGACAUUUCUACUGGUAUCUGACCAAUGAAGGCAUCCAGUACCUGCGGGAUUAUCUCCACCUGCCGCCUGAAAUUGUGCCUGCCACCUUACGUCACAGCCGUCCUGAAACUGGCAGACCACGGCCCAAAGGAUUGGAGGGUGAACGUCCUGCUCGCCUUACCCGUGGCGAAGCUGACCGGGACACAUACAGAUGCAGUGCUGCUCCUCUUGGUGCUGACAAGAAAGCUGAAGCUGGUGCUGGGGCAGCUACUGAAUUCCAGUUUAGAGGUGCAUUUGGGCGUGGACGUGGUCAGUCGCCUCAGCAGAAAUCUGCUGCUGUUGGUGUGUCUUGUGUAUAAUAAAUAAUUGUCAGUUUCAAAAAAAAAAAAA
Messenger RNA from Euleptes europaea (tarantolino), 580 nucleotides. Its product is annotated as 40S ribosomal protein S10-like. The record is from RefSeq and is a predicted model, not a curated record. Gene Ontology annotation, cellular component: cytosolic small ribosomal subunit. Lineage: Eukaryota; Metazoa; Chordata; Lepidosauria; Squamata; Sphaerodactylidae. Gene Ontology annotation, molecular function: structural constituent of ribosome; RNA binding.